AUGUCAAGGAAUGUGUUCUUUCUUAAGCUAUGUGACGUUACCAGCUGCUGUCUGAAGCUGGUUGAACCUCGAGUGCAUAGACAGGAUGACAUGCAGUCACAAGCUCUUGGUAGUCUUCCUUUAGAUCCAGGUGUUGUCAUAACUCAGAUUCCAAGGCCACAAAUGUUGAAAAGUUUUGAAGCAACUUCUAAAGUCGAAAUUAGUUGUCGGGGAUAUAAAGACUUUCGAGAACAGGAUGAUAUUGAAAAUCCGAAGUCCAUUCAAUGCGUUCAAGUUGAGAACGUAGUAUCGAUUUCCGAGCAUGUACCUAGCUCAUUAGAAAGGGGAGUUGAAUACAUCAUUUAUGAGGAUAUAGAAAUGAAAUAG
Sclerotinia sclerotiorum 1980 UF-70 is the source of this 366-nucleotide messenger RNA. RefSeq lists its product with no specific name. The record is from RefSeq and is a predicted model, not a curated record. The transcript is spliced from 4 exons. NCBI's taxonomy places the organism in Eukaryota, Fungi, Ascomycota, Leotiomycetes, Helotiales, Sclerotiniaceae. The coding region runs from base 1 to 366 and encodes 121 amino acids.